CCCCGACCCCCAGCCCGCGCGCCUCCGCCCUCAGGUGGCGGAGCCGCCUGGCGUCACUUCCGUCCAGACCGGAACCCAAGAUGGCUGCGCUGUUGCUGAGACAUGUUGGUCGUCAUUGCCUCCGAGCCCACUUUAGCCCUCAGCUCUGUAUCAGAAAUGCUGUUCCUUUGGGAACCACGGCCAAAGAAGAGAUGGAGCGGUUCUGGAAUAAGAAUAUAGGUUCAAACCGUCCUCUAUCACCCCACAUCACUAUCUACAGUUGGUCUCUUCCCAUGGCGAUGUCCAUCUGCCACCGUGGCACUGGUAUUGCUUUGAGUGCAGGGGUCUCUCUUUUUGGCAUGUCGGCCCUGUUACUCCCUGGGAACUUUGAGUCUUAUUUGGAACUCGUGAAGUCCUUGUGUCUGGGGCCAGCACUGAUCCACACAGCUAAGUUUGCACUCGUCUUCCCUCUCAUGUAUCAUACCUGGAAUGGGAUCCGACACUUGAUGUGGGACCUAGGAAAAGGCCUGAAGAUUCCCCAGCUGUACCAGUCUGGAGUGGUUGUCCUGGUUCUUACUGUGUUGUCCUCUAUGGGGCUGGCAGCCAUGUGAAGAACGGAGGCUUCCGGCAUCAUCUUCCUACAUAUUAUUACAUUCACCCAUCUUUCUGUUUGUGAUUCUUAUCUCCAGCCUGGGAAAAGUUCUCCUUAUUUGUUUAGAUACUUUUGUACUUUCAGAUCCCCUUGGAGCAGUAGAGUACCUUGUAGACCAUAAUAGUGGAAAAGGGUCUAGUUUUCCCCUUGUUUCUAAAGAUGAGGUGGCUGCAAAAACUCCCCUUUUUUGCCCACAGCUUGACUACUCUCGGCCUAGAAGCAGUUAUUCUCUCUCCAUAUUGGGCUUUGAUUUGUGCUGAGGGUCAGCUUUUGGCUCCUUCUUCCUGAGACAGUGGAAACAAUGCCAGCUCUGUGGCUUCUGCCCUGGGGACGGGCGGCGGGGGGUGGGUGGUUGGUGAGGCUUUGGGUGCCACUGCCUGUGGGUUGCUGGCUUAAAGGACAAUUCUCUUCAUUGGUAAGAGCCCAGGCCAUUAACACCUACACAGUGUUAUUGAAAGACGAGAGGUGGGGGUGGAGGGGAAUUGGUCUGUCCCAGCUAGAGGGAGAUAAAGAGGGCUAGUUAGUUCUUGGAGCAUUUGCUUUUGAGGAGAAAAUAUAUAGCUUUUGACACAAGAGGAAGAUCCAGAAAAUUAUCGUUGAACAUAUUAAUGGUUAUUUCUUUUUCUUGGAUUUCCAGAAAAGCCUCUUAAUUUUACGCUUUCUCAUCGAAGUAAUGUACCCUUUUUUUCUGAAACUGAAUUAAAAUACUCAUUUUAUCUUUGA
Messenger RNA from Symphalangus syndactylus (siamang), 1354 nucleotides. It is a transcript of the gene SDHC, whose product is annotated as succinate dehydrogenase complex subunit C. Gene Ontology annotation, cellular component: membrane; respiratory chain complex II (succinate dehydrogenase). Gene Ontology annotation, molecular function: electron transfer activity. The record is from RefSeq and is a predicted model, not a curated record. NCBI's taxonomy places the organism in Eukaryota, Metazoa, Chordata, Mammalia, Primates, Hylobatidae. Gene Ontology annotation, biological process: mitochondrial electron transport, succinate to ubiquinone; tricarboxylic acid cycle.